Messenger RNA from Fonsecaea erecta, 996 nucleotides. RefSeq lists its product as hypothetical. Gene Ontology annotation, molecular function: oxidoreductase activity, acting on the CH-OH group of donors, NAD or NADP as acceptor. The record is from RefSeq and is a predicted model, not a curated record. The transcript is spliced from 2 exons. The coding region runs from base 1 to 996 and encodes 331 amino acids. Gene Ontology annotation, cellular component: cytoplasm. Lineage: Eukaryota; Fungi; Ascomycota; Eurotiomycetes; Chaetothyriales; Herpotrichiellaceae.
AUGGCUCAGCAGAUACAAGGAAAGACAGCGAUCGUCACGGGCGCCGGCUCAGGCAUCAAUCUCGAAUUUGCCCGUCUUCUGCUGGAACAUGGCGCCAACGUCCUGUUUGCCGAUCUUGGUCUGCGACCAGAAGCCGAGAAACUGGUCCAGAAGUACCAGUCAACGCCUAACAAAGCUGUCUUCCAGAAAACAGACGUGGCCUCGUGGCCUGACCUCGAAGCCAUGUUUGCCGCCGCCCAGCAGCACUUUGGAUCCAUCGACAUUGUGUGCCCGGGAGCAGGCGUGUUUGAGCCUCACUGGAGCAACUUCUGGUACCCACCUGGCACGGAGAAAUCCAAGGACGACCCGGCUGGGGGCAGGUAUGCUCUGUACGACAUCAACAUCACGCAUCCCACUCGCGUCACGCAGUUGGCCAUUGCCCACUUUUUGGCAGCGAAUCCCCCAUGCAGCACUGACAAUCCCAAAACAAUUGUCCAUAUCGCCAGCAUUGCCGGUGAGAGUGCGAGUCUCGCGUUCCCAUUGUACUAUGUGAGCAAGCAUGGCGUCCAGGCGUUGGUCCGCAGCUUGGCCGACCUGGAACACCUGCACGGGAUACGUGUGAGCUGCGUGAUGCCUGGGGUGGUCAAGACCCCCUUGUGGACGGACCACCCGGAGAAGCUGAAGAUUGUCAAGCAGGAAGGAGAAGGGGCCGACACCUGGGUGACGCCAGAGGAGGUCGCUCAGGUGAUGCUCGCCCUGGUGAAGGACAAUGAGGUUUCUAGUGUUAUUGGGGGUGGGAGCACGAGAACCAAUGGCGUCAAUGGAGAGCAGCAGGACAUGAUCCCGAUCAAGGGAGGCACCUGCUUGGAAGUGCUGGCGGGUGCCGUCAGAGAUGUGCCUCUCUAUAACAAUGUUGGGCCAUAUGCGACGGGCAAGCAGGGGGCGAGCGUCAGUGAUGGUGAGAAGAUAUACAAAGAGGUGCUUGGGGAGUUGAAGCCGGGGUGGGGGAAGUAUUGA